This is a messenger RNA of Drosophila ananassae, 560 nucleotides long. RefSeq lists its product as uncharacterized. NCBI's taxonomy places the organism in Eukaryota, Metazoa, Arthropoda, Insecta, Diptera, Drosophilidae. The record is from RefSeq and is a predicted model, not a curated record. The coding region runs from base 1 to 360 and encodes 119 amino acids. The transcript has 3 exons.
AUGCCGCUCAGCGUGGCAGCUCCAGCUCCAGCUCCAGCUCUGGCUCAAAAGCCGAUUCCUACUCCCCGAGUCCUGCUCGCCCUGUUCCUGCUCACCUCCAAUCCCAAAGAGUUUCGAAACAAAGACAGUGGUGGUGCAAGCACAAAGAACAACCUAGUGUGGUGGAGAUCGAGUCUGCAGUCUAGGAUCUCCAGGAUCUCCAAUCUACAGUUGGAUCCCGCUGCUAGUUUGUCUGUCAGCGAGCUGUUCCAGCCGGAAACAGUGGAUGGGAGCCAGGAGGGCCGAGAUGGAGGCCACCAUAUGGCUGGAGCCCUGCAGGAGCGACCGCUGACAACACUGCGUAUGCUUAAUAUGCUCUAAUCCCUCCCGAAAGCGAAGUAAGUAAUCUGAGCUGGCAGCCGCGGGCGCGGACGCCGUUGCGGGUAAGUAUCCAGUAAAGAUGAUGGCUUAUAAAUACAAAUACAUCCAUAGCCGAGUACCAAUAUCUAUAAAGUCAUCGAUAGUUACUUUUUUCAACUUUCAAUGACAUGUGAAAACAUCAAAAUUGUUUCAAAAAAGCC